UGUAAGAUAACGUUGCACUUGGAUUUUGUUCCAUUGGCCAUCCAUAAAAAUUCAAGAUCGUCUCUUGUUCUAUAAUCAGUCAUAGAACAUAGUCUUCUUUCCCUUUUAACCCAAACCAAACCUUUACCAUGCUCGCAUCUGCCGCUGCCGUCCGAAAAAUCGCCCAAAGGGAAAUGUCCCGCAACACUCUUGGAGGUGUCCGUGCUAUGGCUUCCCUUGAGCAGUAUUCCGAAUUUGGAAAGUCUCUUUUCACUGGUGCGGUUGCUGAUGAAUACCUCAAGAAACACGGUGCCAGUGGUGAUAUCUUGAAUGAUCCUUCCUGGGUCAAGAAUCAUUCCGACACUGUUGCCAACGCUGUCUUUGACUGGGCCAUUGAUAACGGCGCCAACGUCUACUGCCAUUGGUUCCAGCCCAUGGCUUCCAGUGGUGUUCGUCACGGACAAAGUGGUCAAGUGCAAAAUAUUAUGUUGAAAUUCGAUUCCAACAACGAAAUUGUUCAAGACUUCAAGGGAAAGACUCUUAUCAAGGGAGAAACUGAUGGAUCAUCCUACCCCAAUGGAGGUCUUCGUGGAACCCACGAGGCUGGAGGUUACCUCGCUGUUGAUACCUCUUCCCCUAUUUUCCUUCGUGGGGAUACUAUUUUCAUCCCUUCUGCAUUUGUUUCUUACUAUGGAGCUGCUUUGGAUGAGAAGACUCCCUUGCUUCGUGCCAAUGCUGCCCUUGACAAGGAGGCCAGCCGCCUUUUUGGAAAAUUGGGAUUGGAUGUUUCCAGCGGUGUCCAGACCAAUAUUGGUUUGGAACAAGAAAUUUUCCUCAUUCCCCGUGAGGAAUACUACAAGCGCCCUGACCUUCAGUUGACUGGACGUACUUUGAUUGGAAAGAAUGCCCCUCGUGGACAAGAAAUGUGCGAUCACUACAUGGGACCCUUGUCAUCUGCCACUGCUGCCUUGGGAUGCAUGCAAGAAAUUCAAGACGAGUGCUACCGCCUGGGAAUUCCUCUCAAGACUCGUCACCGUGAGGUCGCCCCCAACCAGUUCGAAUUUGCUCCCUUGUUCGGAACCAACACCACUCAGAUUGACCAAAAUCUCAUGGUGAUGCAAAUUAUCGAGGAGGUUGCCGCCAAGCACGGACUUGCUGCCCUUCUCCAGGAGAAGCCAUUCAAUGACGUCAAUGGAUCCGGAAAGCACAAUAACUGGUCCAUUGCCACCCGUGAUGGUGUAAAUGUUCUUGACCCUGAGGAAUUCAACGCGGCCUCUGGAAACGACUCUGCCUUCCCGAUUGUCAUGGCUGCUAUUGUUGCAGCCAUUGAUGAACACGGUGAUCUCAUGCGUUGUGCCAUUGCCUCCCCCGGAAAUGACUUCCGUUUGGGUGCAUGUGAGGCCCCUCCCGCCAUUGUCUCCACCUACCUUGGAGAUGAUAUGACCAAGUACAUGGAGGCCUUCAUGAACGGAAAAUCAGCCAGCUACAACCCAGGAAAGAAGACCUUGGAUCUUGGAUGCCGUGAGAUCUUGCCAUUUGAGGUCCCUGCUGAGGAUCGUAACCGUACUUCUCCUUUCCCAUACGGAGGUGCUCGUUUCGAGUUCCGUGCUGUUGGAUCCGCCCAGAAUGUGUCCUUGGUGAACACUGUUCUCAACACUAUUGCCGCCGAGAAAUUCGGAGAAUUCGCCGACCGCAUCGAAGCCGGAGAAGAUGCUGAGACCGUUGCCCGUGAUGCUCUCAAGAAGCACUGGAAGGUCAUUUUCAACGGAGACAACUACGAUGAAGCCAACCAACAAAUGCUCACCGAUAGUGGCGUCUGGCGUAUUGACUCUGGUGUCGAGGCCAUUGCUCGAUUGACUGCCGACAAGAACGUCGCCCUCUUCGAGAAGAUGGGAGUCCUUACCAAGGACGAGUGCGCUGCCCGCCAAGACGUCCUCCACGACCACUACGCCGGAACUGUCGAGAUGGAGGCAUUGACCCUCGUUGACAUGAUCAACCAACACAUCAUCCCUGCUUGCAAGAAGUCUGGUGUCGGUCCAGUUGCCGACCUUGAGGCAUGCGUCCCCAAGCUGAAGGCUGGUGUUGCUGCGAUCCACGCCGCUGAGACUUCCAAUGAGAAGGCCAGCCUUGCCCGUGUCCUCCGUUUGGAGACCAUGAUUGACAUUCGUGAAACCUGCGAUGCCGCCGAGGAAGUUGUCCCUGCCGAAAACUGGACUCUUGCCACAUACAAGGAAUUGCUUUUCCUUGACUCUCACACUGUUGCUGGAAGCCAAGUUGACUACUUCGACGAGUAAAUACAGAGCGAAGACAGAGUCAAUAUUUUGUGAUCAAUUUUAGAAUUCAGUGGCUGAGGAGGGACUACAGUAUCGGUUUUGCAUAAACAAAAAGAAGAGAGACGAUCGGAUGUGCGGAGUGACAAAAAGGCGAGAUUUUGAUUGAUUUUGGUUUUGAUUUUAAAGGAGUAGCCAAUAAGCAUGUUAACUCGAUUUCUUGCUACCGGU
Seminavis robusta is the source of this 2480-nucleotide messenger RNA. The record is from the annotation of a GenBank genome assembly. Lineage: Eukaryota; Bacillariophyta; Bacillariophyceae; Naviculales; Naviculaceae.